AUGAAGUUCACUACCGCCUUGGCAACCGUCUUUGCCGGCCUCGCCGCUGCAACCCCGACUCCCACCGUUGACAACGUCGCGGACAAGCCUCACCUCGUCAAGAGAGCUUCUAUCUCCGACAAGGCAACUCUGGGAUAUGCUACCCUCAACGGAGGAACUUCCGGUGGUGCUGGCGGCACGGUCACCACUGUUUCCACCCUCGCCCAGUUCACCGCUGCCGUGAACGAGAAGGACACCGCCGCUAAGAUCGUUGUUGUCAAGGGCGUCAUCUCAGGCGCCGUCAACGUCCGCAUUGGCAGCAACAAGUCCGUCAUCGGUCUUGCUGGAGCUGGAUUCAAUGGUGUUGCUCUCCACGCUCGUCGUCAGAGCAACAUUAUUGUGCGAAACAUCAAGUCUACCAACGUCCUCGCCAGCACUGGUGAUGGCCUGAAAAUCGAGGAGAGCACCAACGUCUGGGUUGACCACUGCGAGUUCAGCUCGGCUCUCGUUUCCGACAAGGACUACUACGACGGUCUUGUGGAUGCUUCCCACGCCGCUGACUACUUGACCAUCUCCUACACUUACUUCCACGACCACUGGAAGACUUCUCUCAUUGGGCACAGCGAGAACAACGGCGCUGAAGACAAGGGACACCUCAGGAUCACAUACGCCAACAACUACUGGGCUAACGUCGGCUCCCGUGGCCCUUCUCUGCGCUUUGGCACUGGCCACGUCUACAACUCUUACUACCUGAACGUCAACUCCGCAAUCAACACUCGCCAGGGCGCCCAGGUCCUCGUACAGAGCAACGUCUUCAGGAAUGUUACUGCCCCCAUCGAGACCAAGGACUCCGACAUCGUCGGCUACGCCAACGCUAUUGACAACGAUCUCGGAGGUGCUGCCAACACCGCCCCGGUCGGCACCCUCAACGCCAACUCGCCGCCUUACUCCUACAGCCUCCUCGGCUCUGCCAACGUCGUCGGAACUGUUCCUGGCCAGGCUGGCCAGAAGCUCACCUUCUAA
Colletotrichum karsti is the source of this 1002-nucleotide messenger RNA. RefSeq names its product pectate lyase. The record is from RefSeq and is a predicted model, not a curated record. NCBI's taxonomy places the organism in Eukaryota, Fungi, Ascomycota, Sordariomycetes, Glomerellales, Glomerellaceae. Gene Ontology annotation, molecular function: pectate lyase activity. The transcript is spliced from 7 exons. Bases 1 to 1002 code for a protein of 333 amino acids.